AUGGAUGCUCGUAACUUUCGUGCUCCUGCUAAUUCUGACGUUUCUCCUUACUUUAAGGUAUACCCACUGAGAGUUUGGUCUCACAAACAUUUUUUUGAGAAAAUAGACACCUUAGAUCUUAAGAAGUCGACGCGUCUCUGGCGUAACAACCUUGCAACAAUAAGAAAACUUCCCGGAUCCAUAGUUGAUAAAAAGUUGCAUCACGCGAUUAUUAAAAGAAAAAUGGCCGAUAGUUUUACUCUUAACGAAAAAAAAUGGAAACUUGCCGAAGACGAAGUACAUACUAGUUCUAUUAUGACGUCUGCUGAAGUUUUGAAAGACACAUUUGCAUACUGUCAGCAAUAUGUAAAAUGCCAAUUAGACGUGUUCGUGACUCCGCCACUGUCUUAUUCAAAAGUGUCACCAACUACUACUUAUGAUUCUGAUCAAUACGAAGGCUUACUUCCGGAAGAUAAAUUUUCAGAUUUACAGGUUAAAAUAUUUUUAAGAAAUACUCUGACAGAUUUGCGAAAAAAUAUGCGUAAGAUAUAUACAGUAAAAAUGAAGAUCACACAAAGUGUAAAAUCUGUAUUUCAGGAGUACAUUGAGAUUGCAAAUGAUAAGAAAUUAGGCCUGGCAGAACCUGAUUUUGUGUCUUUUUUUCAUGACUCCAUGUUUCAUCCUACAUUAUGGCUGAAUACUGCAUCUAUAAGCUCCAAAGCUCGCAAACUUGCAAAUAUAGAUCCAUCACGUACCAAACAACCUGACAUGAUUAGCAAUUUUAUAAAUAAUAAUAAGUCUAUAUUUGAAAUAAUAUUUAGUGAAAUCAUCGGUGAAGGAAAAAAUAAUAAUAUCAAAAAAAAUACUCUUAACAUUGUUAGAUUAGGAACAUUUAUAAAAGAUGCAUUAGAUAAUAUUAUUCAAAAUACAGGAAAAUGUUUUGUGGUCUUCAGAUAUCAAACGAUUGUAUUUAUCAAAAUUAAGGAGAAGCAUAAACACGAAAUCUCAAAUCUUUAUAAUCAAAUUAACCAAGAAAAAGAGGAUAUUGGAAAGUUUACUAGUUGGUGCCAAAAUACACUUAAAACACCACAAUUUCAAAAACUG
This is a messenger RNA of Racocetra persica, 1083 nucleotides long. The record is from the annotation of a GenBank genome assembly. Lineage: Eukaryota; Fungi; Glomeromycota; Glomeromycetes; Diversisporales; Gigasporaceae.